Messenger RNA from Fusarium fujikuroi IMI 58289, 480 nucleotides. Its product is annotated as related to arsenate reductase (Arc2). The record is from RefSeq and is a predicted model, not a curated record. Lineage: Eukaryota; Fungi; Ascomycota; Sordariomycetes; Hypocreales; Nectriaceae. Gene Ontology annotation, cellular component: cytoplasm; nucleus. Gene Ontology annotation, molecular function: protein tyrosine phosphatase activity. The transcript is spliced from 2 exons. Bases 1 to 480 code for a protein of 159 amino acids.
AUGGGAGAAGACGCCCCGCAGGACACCCCGCAGAAGCAAUGGUGGGAGGAAUUCCCUGAGCCAAAGGCCGAAUGCCCUCGAACGGACCCUUCAAUCGUUGCAAAGCUUAUUGAAGUGAAUGCAGCUUCUGGAAGAAAUGCCCACAGGGACUUUUUGCUAGUCGAUGUUCGAAGGACGGACUGGGAGGGCGGCACUAUCGCCACAUCUAUCAAUCUCCCCGCUCAUACUUUGUAUCAGACCCGUCCUCAGAUCUAUCAGCUUGUCAAACAGGCGGGUAUCAAGAGAAUCAUCUUUUAUUGCGGAAGCUGCGGUAGUCGAGGCCCACGAUGUGCUGGCUGGAUGCAGGACUACCUCGACGAAGUUGAAGAGACAGAGAUCAAGGCUGAAAUUCUGAUUGGAGGUAUCAAGGGUUGGCAGAAGGCGUAUGCUGGCCAGUUGAUGGACUCCUAUGACGAGAAGGCCUGGGAGAAGAAGGAGUAA